Messenger RNA from Ceratotherium simum simum (southern white rhinoceros), 741 nucleotides. RefSeq names its product endonuclease G (gene ENDOG). Gene Ontology annotation, molecular function: single-stranded DNA endonuclease activity; RNA endonuclease activity; nucleic acid binding. The record is from RefSeq and is a predicted model, not a curated record. Gene Ontology annotation, biological process: apoptotic DNA fragmentation. Lineage: Eukaryota; Metazoa; Chordata; Mammalia; Perissodactyla; Rhinocerotidae. Gene Ontology annotation, cellular component: nucleus; mitochondrial inner membrane.
GGGCUGGCGCAGCUCAAGAGCCGCGAGUCGUACGUGCUGUGCUACGACCCGCGCACCCGCGGCGCGCUCUGGGUGGUCGAACAGCUGCGGCCCGAGCGGUUCCGCGGCGACGGCGACCGCCGCUCGUGCGACUUCCGCGAGGACGACUCGGUGCACGCGUACCACCGCGCCACCAACGCCGACUACCGCGGCAGCGGCUUCGACCGCGGCCACCUCGCCGCCGCCGCCAACCACCGCUGGAGCCAGAAGGCCAUGGACGACACCUUCUACCUGAGCAAUGUCGCGCCACAGGUGCCCCACCUCAACCAGAACGCCUGGAACAACCUGGAGAAGUACAGCCGAAGCCUGACCCGUGCCUACCAAAACGUCUAUGUCUGCACGGGGCCGCUCUUCCUGCCCAGGAUGGAAGCUGAUGGGAAGUCCUAUGUGAAGUACCAGGUAAUCGGCAAGAACCAUGUGGCAGUGCCCACCCAUUUCUUCAAGGUGCUGAUCCUGGAGGCGGUGGGCGGGCAAAUCGAACUCCGCUCCUAUGUGAUGCCCAACGCCCCUGUGGACGAGGCCAUCCCGCUGGAGCGCUUCCUGGUGCCCAUCGAGAGCAUUGAGCGGGCCUCAGGGCUGCUCUUUGUGCCAAAUAUCCUGGCGCGGGCAGGCAGCCUGAAGACCAUCACUGCAGGCAGCAAGUGAGGGCGGCAGCCCAGCCAGACUGGGGGAUGGCUUGUAUUAAAGGUGGUUAUUUUUGGA